Molecule: messenger RNA, 11226 nt
Organism: Cheilinus undulatus (humphead wrasse)
Lineage: Eukaryota; Metazoa; Chordata; Actinopteri; Labriformes; Labridae
Product: vitamin D3 receptor A
Exons: 10
Coding region: 252-1514 (420 amino acids)
Biological process (GO): negative regulation of transcription by RNA polymerase II; cell differentiation; positive regulation of transcription by RNA polymerase II
Cellular component (GO): nucleus
Molecular function (GO): vitamin D response element binding; nuclear receptor activity; zinc ion binding
Source: RefSeq, a predicted model, not a curated record
GGACAAUGGAGUAGUGCAGUCCAUCUAUGUUGAUACAGAUCUAAAGAACUGGACUAACCGAGUGUGUGCUUACGUUGCUCUUCACAUGGACUAAUUUUUGUUUUAUGCCGAGGAAAAGUUUUUCAGCGUGGGGAAAUUGUUAACAAGCCGCCGUAAACUCCACUGGCUCCGAAAAUCUGGCGCCCUGGCUCCAACAUUUUGGGCCCCCCUCUGCUACUACACAAAGUGAAGGUUGAUAUGCCACAUCAGUGAUGGAGCCCAUGACGGUGACGACGUCGGUGGUCGGACCGGAGGAGUUUGACCGCAAUGCCCCACGGAUCUGUGGAGUGUGUGGCGAUAAGGCCACCGGCUUCCACUUUAACGCCAUGACAUGUGAAGGCUGCAAAGGAUUCUUCAGACGCAGUAUGAAGCGUAAAGCCUCCUUCACGUGCCCAUUCAACGGGAGCUGCACCAUCACCAAGGACAACCGGCGUCACUGCCAGGCCUGUCGCCUCAAACGCUGCAUCGACAUCGGCAUGAUGAAAGAGUUUAUCCUGACAGACGAGGAGGUUCAGAGGAAAAAAGAGAUGAUCAUGAAGAGAAAAGAAGAGGAGGCUGCCCGGGAGGCGAUGAGGCCCCGACUGAACGAUGAGCAGGCUCGGAUCAUCUCCUCCCUGGUGGAAGCUCAUCACAAGACCUACGAUGCCUCCUACUCGGACUUCACCCGCUUCAGGCCUCCAGUGCGUGAAGGCCCAGUAACACGCAGUGCCAGCAGAGCCGCCUCCCUUCACUCUCUGUCUGACGCCUCCUCUGACUCAUUCAACCACUCACCCGAGUCUGUGGACACCAAAAUGAACUUCAGCAACCUGUUAAUGAUGUACCAGGACGGGGCGAGCAGUCCAGACUCCAGUGAGGAGGACAGCAAGCUCUCCAUGCUGCCUCAUCUGGCUGACCUGGUCUCCUACAGCAUCCAGAAGGUCAUAGGCUUUGCCAAGAUGAUCCCUGGCUUCAGAGAGCUGACGGCAGAAGACCAGAUAGCUUUGUUGAAGUCGAGUGCCAUCGAGAUCAUCAUGCUGCGUUCAAACCAGUCAUUCAGCCUGGAGGACAUGUCCUGGAGCUGUGGUGGCCCUGACUUCAAAUACUGCAUCAAUGACGUCACCAAGGCCGGUCACACUCUGGAGCUGUUGGAGCCGCUGGUGAAGUUCCAGGUCGGUCUGAAGAAACUCAACCUGCACGAGGAGGAGCACGUGCUACUCAUGGCCAUCUGCCUGCUCUCCCCAGAUCGUCCCGGCGUCCAGGACCACAAUCGCAUCGAAAAGCUCCAGGACCACCUGUCAGAGACCCUGCAGGCCUACAUCCGAGUCAACCACCCAGGGGGACGCCUCCUCUACGCCAAAAUGAUCCAAAAGCUGGCCGACCUGCGCAGCCUGAAUGAGGAGCACUCCAAGCAGUACCGCUCGCUCUCCUUCCAGCCCGAGCACAGCAUGCAGCUCACCCCGCUGGUGCUGGAAGUGUUUGGCAGCGAGGUGUCAUAGCAGAGGAAGAGAAGCUCUCACACUCAUCACUCACAGGAUGAUUAAACAACCCAUACCGCCUUUUCCCCAGGAAACCCUAGCCCUGAUAAACCUGGACAUGUGGGAGAAAGAAGGAUAAUUGCUUCUUCAUAAUCUGCUCCUCCUCCUCCCGCUUCUUUUCCUCCUCCUCCUCCUUCUCUCUGGACCUCGAGCAGCAGAUACCUGGACCUCUGGAUUAAUGGAUUUCAGACACCAGAGUAUGAUGUGGAUUUCUGCCGUACUUGGAUCACCAGAUGAUAUUGAACCUCUGGAUUUGCAAACAGAACCGCAUUAAGAUCCUCUCUACAUCCAAAAAAAAAACGCCUUUUCUCAUCACCAUCUCUGAACCCUACUGCUGGACUCCUGCCUUUUUUUUUUACAGUAAUGACAGCUCGACGGAUGUGAUUUUCACAUCCUUUAUACCAUCAACCUCAUAACAUCGUUCCAUGUUCGCAUCGUCUCGAUUAGUGACUGGAAAAGUUGCAGAUUUACAUCUGUUAACCAUGUGAGGUACAGAUAUAUCUCUAGCUAUGUUACUACACCAGUGUUAGAUAGCUAUAAACAUUUACAGUUUGUAACAGCAAAGACAUCCAAAUAUAUGAAAUAUCUACAUAGCCAGCAAUGAGCAAGCUUCAGAAAAGUCAUGGAAAUACUUAAAAUUACUUGGUUAAGAUGGGAGUCUAGCGUUGCCAUGCUCAGUGUAUCUGUGCAUUUGCAAGCUCAGACAGUCAGUUUAAUUAGGAGUGUUGUUGUGUGAAGGAAAAGGAGAUAUGGAGGGAAAUGAGGAAAGGAGGUAGGAUAAAUGGAGAGAAAUGCUACGGUCAAAGUUCCCUGCUUGCAAGAGAAAAGGGAAUUUCACAAAGCAAGAAUGUAUGUAUAAUGCUAUAUAGAUAUAAAUGAUACGUAUAAGCUGAUAUAUAUAAAUAUAUAUAUAUCUAUAUAUAUAUAUAUUUAAGAGAGUGGUUGCUUCUUAAGGAAGCAAACAGUACUGAGUGUUGUAUAAUGUAGAAGAUAUGAAGGCCCCUCCUCAGCUUUGUGAAGGUGUCGUCUUCAAACGACACAUCUCACUCAUACGAGCGCUCUGAGAAGUGUGUGAGGAGUCCUUCUAUUUUUGUGAUGUGUGUACAGUUUAUGAGAAUAUUGAUGGACCACAAGGGGGCACGUGUACAGGCUCUGACUGAGGGUUUAGUGCAGGGAGGCACUUCUCUGUUGAUGUUUUUUAGUCGUGUGUGGACCUGUGAAGUUUGUAGACUGACAAACACAACGUCACAUUUUAGUGGAUAGUGAUUAUCCAGAAAAAUGAAAAAAGACAAAAAAAAAAUGUUCGGCUGGUUAGAUUGCUGCUAAGACAGUUAGAGCUAGAUAGUUGGACAGAAGCCAACUACCGGCUGUUGCCUCAGGGAAAAGUUUGUCUGAUAUUGUGUACUUUCUGGUGUGCGUGGCGUAAGCUUACAAUCAUGAGACAGAGAUUGUUUUUUGAAGCUCUAGGCAUCACUGUGAUUUCUAAUCAAUACAAAAUAACAGCAUAAGUAAGCUAAAAGAGAACCUUUUUAAAAUGAUAACUAAAGAUUUUCAUUCCUAAGCUUAUCUGUUUGAUAUUAAACGGUUUGCAUGAUCAUGAUUAGACAUCAUCAUUAAAUUUAAAGGCCCCAUUGAAAGUUAUAAUAGAAAACAAACUCAUUUUAGUUCAAGUAUUGAUUUAUUAAUGUCAGCGUUGGCUUUGUUUCCUUUCAGGGCAGAGAAACUAUUCUACAGAUGGUAGCAAUGUACAGUAGUAAGUGUAUAGCAUAUAGUGUUGAAUGAAAUCCUUCUGAAGCAGAGAGUUGUAAAACAGAGAAAGAAACGUUUUUAUAUUUAAUACAGAAAUCAAGCCUCAUACUUUAUUGUCACAUUUAUAUCAUUUCAACACCAGCCACAUAAGCGAGGUUUUUAGGAUGUUACAUUUCAACAUCACUACAUAUCAUAUCAUGUUUCUGUCAACACAGUGCAUGCUCACCCCUCAUGCAGGCCUGGAUCGCCCCCUUGUGGACAAACUUUGUAAAUACCACUUGCUACGUCUGUACAUAGUUAGAGAUUAAUGUAGGCAAAAUACUAAGAGAAUUCAGUCGUUGAUGGCAAGAUGCUCUGGAGAUACAGCACUAUAUGCAAAUUAGGAGAUGGACUCUUAUGUUUUAUUCAACUAGUAUGGACAGGGGUACUCCUGGUUAAAUAACUGACUUGUUCUUGGCACCUGGUGAAAGACUGCUGAAUUUGGGUUUACUAUCAUGGCUCUUGAAAAAGGACAUCUUCAUCUGAAUAUUUGGCAGUAGAUGUAAGAAUAUUUUGCUAGUUUCAUACCAAUAGGCAGACAUUUAAAUGCCUCACAGAUCAAAGCUCAGUCCUAACUAGCAUUGUUUAUUCCCUCCUAUGUCAGCCAUUAUUUGUGCCCACUCUUUAAGGAACUAAAAAAGGAGCUGUCCCCCAGCUUAGUCUUCAACAGGGAUGGUUUUAAGAAGAAAAUAGGAACAAAAAAAUAGGAAAAGUACCAGAUGCUUUUUGUAUUUUAAUAUUGAACUUGGCUACACGGGAUGCAAAACCAAUCAUGGUUGGUUUUGCUGCUGAUGUCACACUACAUUAUUUUUCAGUCUUAAAGGUCACAUAUUUUACCCCUGUAAGACAAGUUUAUAAUGGUCUCAGAGACAUACCUGUGAAGUUUUUUGCUGGGAAAAACACUCCAGUAUAGGAAUUUUGUGUGUCUAAAAGCCCCUCUUAUUCAGCCCUGCUCAGAACGAGCUGUUUCUGUGUUUCUGUGGCUUUAAAUGUUACUGAGCUGUCUGACUUCGACCCCUGGCUACACCCCUCUCUCUGAAAGGAGGGUGGAACUUUAUUCCAAGUGGAAUCUGAUCCUUGGGGGGAUUGUGGACAGGCUGAGGGCACAUAUUUUUACAAGAAAAGCCUGAAAAAGCAUAUUUCGCAUAAUAUGUGACCUUUAAAUGAGUUUAAAAAAUGUGCACAAAAUAACUGCAUCAGUUGCACGAUGCAACUGAUGCAGUUAUUCUGUAAUACAAAAAAAAAUUUAAACCCCCGAACAGCUGCAUUUAUUCCACUUUCUCACUAACAGCUACAUUUAAUAUUUUAUUUACCUUUGCUUAAUUAUAAUUUCUCAGCCUGAUGUUUAAACACAUCAUUAGCUAGUGUUAUAUUACCCUGUUUAAUUAGCUAACCAGCUUUUGUUCUGGUGGUUUCAUAAUUUAUUUCAACAAAGGACUCAUAUUGAAGUCUGAGGGACUUACCACAGCUGGAGAAUGAGGACUGUCCUGCAACAGCAGGCGAGUUGAUGGCAAGUUGUGCUGUAUUUCAGUUUUAAUUAGGUUAAUACUUAAUGGUUGGCAAUCCAUUUUACCUAUAAUAACACUACACUGCACACAGCAGAGUAUUAACCACAGGCUUUCUACUCACUGUUAACAUCUUUUGAGAACAGUUACCCCCUAAACUUGUCAAUACAGGAGAUGCUCCAGCUAUGAAAUUAAGGCCAAUACAGACGUUAAACUGGUGCAUGGUUGCAUUCCUAACCAGUAUAGUUCCUUUUUAAAGAGCCAGACUUGGUCCUACCCUGUUUUUAAGAUGCUCCUGCUCGUGCAUGGAUGAGACUCAGAAAUCAAAGGUUCUAUGAUUGCAGAGGCUUCAUGUGACUGAACAUUCCCAGUGGUGGUCGUGUUGAGCAUUCCAGCCAGCUAAGACUCAUGCACAACUAAGUUUACAUCAGUCUGAGCAUCUCUGACAAGCAGCAGUCUUUUCCAGGCUCCAAACAUCUCAACCAGGACGUUUCCUCUGUGUCCAUGUCAAGCUUAUGGAUGUACACCUUUUAUCUUUCUCUCUAUUUCUAAAGUCUAUCGAUAAGCUUUUGACAAUUAUACAGUAUACCCAUUAUAUUUUAAUUUUGGUGAUUUUUUUUUCUUAAUUUUCUUUUUCUUUUCAAGAUUGUCAAUAUUAAUGCGUGUCAGUUUGCUGUCUAGCUAGCGCUUGGCUUUCUGCGCUGGGACGUCGUUUUAAUGAAGCAGAGACGAGCAUGGUGGACUCCUGGAGCCUUUUCCAAAGGCCAAUGAAUGAGAUCCCUUUUCUUUUUUGGCUAACUUCAAAGGAGUGAAACAGACCAGCCCUUUUUUAACCAAUGACGUGGCUUCACUCUUUGUUCAGACAAGGAGGGCCCACGGCUACCGUUCUCCUUCCUGUUUACUGAUGGAGAAAAACACCUGGAGUUGUACUCUGAGGGGAGGGGAAACAGUGGAGCUAUAUCUCUUCAUUGUCAAUGGAAAGGCAGUCACCAGCUCUGUAAAAAGAGAAAACAAACCAUCUCCUUUUCCAGAAGCGAGAUGUCCAACACAAUCAAGUGAUCAUGAACUAACACUGCCUCAGAUGACUCAUACAGGAUUUAGCCAGUGGCAACAGCGACAGCACGGGCGUGCCUCUACAUUCAUCACUCAACCAUCUAACCGCCUCUUCUUCUGCAAUAGCCAACUACAGCAGGAUUACUCUUCAUAGCUUUAACUCAGCAGCCAUUCAGGCUCUGCUUUUGGAAAAAAAAAGCAACUGUGGUGCACCAAGGGCUGACAGGAGUCACAGAUUUAGCUGCUUUGGAAUCAGAAGUGUCACUUUACUGUGAAAAGACAAUGCAGAAAUGGCUCCUUUUUGUCCCGUUUGACCCCAGAAAAACAUUUGGAUUGGACCUCUGGAAGUCUGUGUAGAAUCUGUAUAGAAAAAUCUUAGGAGAAAAUGUAUUUUUAAAGCAAGAAUUGCCACAUGCAGACGAAGCUGUACAGGCAGUGUGUGCAGUGGCAGAUGAUGAGAUGUCGCCUCCUAAACCCAAAGUGUGACAUUACCUUUCUCACAACUCUGUGUCUUGCAUCGCAGCUCUUGAAUUUUUUAAAAAACAAUCAUCAUUUUGUUUAAGAGUAGUUGUUUAAAUACAUAAAAAGGGGACUUUUUACAUUUAACAUCAACAUCUACAUCAUCUGUUUUAAAAGGAAUGCAGGACAGGGGGAUGGGGAGAGGCUGAGCCUCUUUAAGGGUUCUGAGCAUGAUUUUUUUUCAUUAUAAAUGGCUAAACUUUUGGUUUUAUAAGGAAAAAUUAUACCUGCAAGGCUGAACUGGCAUUCAUUUUUACACUAAUAGCUAGCAUAAGCAUUGCAACAGGCCAUUAGCGCUCAGUGAACCCAAACAAGCAACAGCCUCUUCCUUCUCUCCCCUCGUCCCUUCAACCCAGGUCAGCAGCUCCACCUCAGUAGCCUUACUUACAAAACCUCACUCAGCUGGAAACAUUUAACAGAUACCUCAAUAAUAAUUUACAGGAUGACUUUUUUUACAAUAGCCUUUAAGGGAACCAAACAUAAACCCACAACAUACACUCUCAACAGACAAACCACAACAACUCUCUCCUCAGCAGCCUCUGCAGUGUUUUUUUUUUAACGACAAACAUACGGUCAAAUAGUUGCAAGUUGUAUAAAAAAGAAGUUUAUCCUGUAGAAUCCUCUUGCCAGUAGACCAGUCAGUAUAUGAGUGGAUCCCAAUGUUUCUAGAUGUUUCUAACUGUCUCUCUGUUGUGCUCUACUCACUCGAUCCUCAUCUCUGCCUCAAUCUGUGUUUUCUGUCUUUUUUUGUCUUGACGGACAGAUGGCGUGCCGCUAAGCUUCGGCGCUGCGUUUAACCAAACAUACUACCUCUCCCUUCCGCACAUAUAUACCGUAUGUGUGUAGAAACAUACAUACUUUAUAUAUUUAGUUGCAGCAUGAUUGUGUUUAUGAUUAACACUAAUUUAGAAGGGUUUUUUUUUUUGUUUUUUUUAUAUGUACAGUUUAUUUUUCUUUUUGACUCUAUUUUCAGAUGCUGGAUGAUUUUUUUCGUUACCUCAAAUCUCAAUGUAAGAAUUCAAAAUUAUAAAGUCAGUACAAACAGAGGCAUCUUCAGUAUAACACCACCACUGAAGUGUGUUAAAACUUGGCAUUAAAGGAAGCUACGUUCACAUAGCAGUAAUAUCGACACAAAUCCCCCAUCAGAGGAUUUCUGAUUCUCCAUGAGGAGCACGAAAACCUCGCUGGAAUUCAUAGUUAGAAAACAGAGUCAGUAAAACAAAUAAAUAAAAACACUUUAGUGUGUUUAUAGCAACAUUCAGCUUGUUGUAAAGUGACUCAAGAUGCAACCAGGCUUACUUUGAAUAUUUAAAACAAACAUGCAUGCAUGACAGUAUUAUUCCUUUAUUGAAUAGUUUUUAAUUAAGGGAAAUAAGCUGAUAACCUAUCUUGCUGAGCUUUUUGAAUUGAUUCAAGCCAACUCUAGGCAAAGUAAUAUUUGGUUCAGAGCUAGUUUUGUAAUAAAAGUUGAUUUUAUUUUAAGACAGUUGAAGAUUUAAACUGAAUCGGCUCUGCUAGCUUGGGUUCAACAUAGCAGGUUUUUAAAAAGUGAUUAAUGGCUGACCCUUGUCUAUUAUGUGAAUGUAGCAUAAAGCAGCAUUGUGCACACUUCAGAGGCAAAUAGAGCUAGAAGAUCAUGCAGACUCUGGGGGACAGGAGGUGGCUUGUCCUGCUUGAGACAGCUCCUCCUUCAGUUCAGACACAACUUUGAAAAAAUAGAUAUUACUCAAACUGUAAUUUGUAGUAAAAUUCCUGAAGACAUCUCAGCUCAGUCAACCUGUAGUUCUUUAUUUUGACUCUUGGUACAGUAAAGGUUUUAAAGUCCCGAGUUGGUGUGGCAAAGUCGGAAACAUCCCCUCUUAGACCUGAGCGACCACUUUGAGCUUUAAUCAGCUGUUCAGAGACAACAUUAAGGAGGUCCUGCCAUUGGAUUUUACCAUCAUAGAUGAAAAUGGUGUUGGUUAGUCUGGUAACUGUUCUGUCUCUACACCUGAUAUGAAAACAAGUAUUCUGUGGCCCCUCAGUCUGCUUUGCUUUAGUAACGCAGGUUUUUCUGUGUUUGUCUCCGACUAAAGCUUUCCUCAAACCUCUGAAAAGGCUUUCUAACAUUGGGAUCCUAUUUUAGAUCAUUUAGAUAUGUGUUGAUGUUUUUCUGCUCCACAACCAGCCAAGUCUCACACUCACCAGCUCCACCUCAGUUUCUUAGCCUUCUUCGCUCGCAAUCACUGCUCUGCUCCUGAAUUCUUCAUCUGUUGGCUGCUUUCACUCUGCUUUCAUAAAACCAGGCCUUCAAAAGAUAUGCUGUGAAUGACACAACAAGCCUUUAGUGUACACUUUUGUAUCGUGUUAAAUCACAUUUAAGCUCACAGCAUGUGUAACUCGUCAAAGUUUUAAUUGCAAUCAUGGAAAGCUUUUGGCAGUUGUAGUAACUGAAAAUUAGUUUAUUGCGUACAUGUGAGACGUUUCAUGACCUUUUGGGAGAGAAAAAGUUAAAUUAGAGCAGACUUUGACUUAGACGUAACGAAACUUGCUAAAAAGCCAGCAGUUGUCUUUUGGACAUAAACACAUCAACUUUUCCUGAAAAUGGUCUGACCGUUUAUUGAACUUUAGCCGAUUUCUGUCAUCUUUUGCUACAUAAAAAAUUUGGACUGGCCUUCGUUAAAGUUGACUUCAAUUUUUUCAGACAUUGGAAAUAAUGCAAAGCAUUAUGGCUUUUUGUUAACUCUGUAUGAAAUGGUUAUGAUUUGUUUCAGUAGAUCCCUGGCAGAGAUAACUACAACUUUAACCUCAAUGCUGCAUUUCACUUAUUAUAAAGGUCUGGUUUUCCCUGAACAACCAAGUGGCUAUCUGUAUUCUCACGAGGCUACUGCCAGUGAGAUCACUCCUGAGUAGAUGCUUUAAGUAAACUUUAAAUGAUGUACUUUUUACUUUUACUCAACUAGAAAUACAGGCAAGCAAUUUUCCAGCUCCAUUUUUACAAAAAUAUCUGUACUUUUAUUUGAGUACAAUAGUCUGGUACUUUUCCGCAUUUCUCAGUUGGCUAUGGUAGCUGGUGUAGUCCAAAAAAAUAGUUUGGAUUGAGGUUGGUUUUACAAACAAACAACACCAGGGGUUGAAAUGAGCAGUCUCACCCUUUAAAAAUGGUCUUAUUGUGGGUUUGACUGACUGCUUUAACACCAGGGUAAACAAACCACACUUUAUUGGCAAACCGACUCGAGGCUGUUUUAACCAAACCUAACGGGUUAGGUGUGAAAACGCCCUUAAGAGGAGUACUUUACUCAAAGCUGUGCAGCUGCUGCCAGUAUCGUUGAUCUACUGUCACAUUUCUAAACCAAAGGAGACCUGACAGUCACGUCUGCAUCAGAACAUGCUCUACUAGGAAAUAGAGAUAUAGAGGAACUCCCCUAAAGGUCUGCGUCUGAAACACUGUCCUCCAUGUUUGGACCUGAAGAGAGCGAGUGAACAGGAUAUCGGCUUUUCUACUGUCCUAACAGAUGAUUGGCUGUCAUCAGGACAGUUUGUCUGUUGCUCUGAUUGCAUCUCUCUGCUACCUCUUUGAAAAUGCGCUUGCUCACAAACACACAUGCACUUACUCUGAACAACAGCUCUUCACAGACGAAUACACUGACUGAAAGACACUGAACACACACUCAGAAGGACACACACACACGGCGCACACACGUGUGCACUUCUCUCUCCCUCACCAGCAGUUUUUUGCCAAUGAUGCACUUGUGUUUUUGUCUCUUUAUGCUCUGCAAAACGUGACGUCUCAAAACAAUUUGUCAUCAUCUCUGUUUGAUCUUCUUUUUUAAAAUCUCUAAUCUCUCUAGUGAGACCUGGGCUAGCCAGGUGGAUAGAAAUAAAACCAUUAAUUCAUCCAGUACCUAAGGAAAGUUUCAUGUCUUUUUAAAAAAAUAAAAACCAACAUAAAUGCACAUAUUGCUCAGCUCAGUUGUACCUUGGUGUGCCUAGAACCCACAGCCUUAUUUUGGGACAAUAUCAGGGGUUUUAAAUCAGAAUACAGGACGACUUGUCUUCGUAUUUCUCAUGUUAAGACAGUUUCAUUUAGUUCCAGUAGCUGUUUUUCCUCUUUUCAUAUUCACACAUUUGUAAUUGUUGUAUUAAGUCCGCAGUAGCUUGCUCAUGGGAGGGGCCACACCUUUGUUCAUCUGCUGGCUCUUUAAUUUCAUUCAGCACUUCUGUUUAUUUUUGAUCCUUUCAGUAAGCGUUUGUAUUUUUAAUCUUUCCUGGUCAAAAAAGAGAAAGUAUCUCAAUUGAUAAAUUUCUGUGGCUGAUGCUUUUCAAAGUUUGUCAUUUAAUUUGACUUGAUUUUACUUUUUUUUGUGAGAAUCUCCAGCAGACUGUGACCUCCCAUAGCAGACUUAAUGUCAUCUUUAAGAGGACAAAAGAAAAACAAUGUAGUCAUGUCCCAAGAUAAGAACCUUCCCCCAUACCCAUGCACACCACCAUGCAGUAAACCUCACCAGACCUCAGUGCUUCUAGCCGAAACUUGUCUCAACAUAAACAGAUGCCAUGGCAGAGCUGUUGAUGGCACCGUCAGCAGCCUUAUAAAUAGAUUAUCAAAAGCAAAUAGAGUUCUACUACAGAACUUUAACCAAUGUCUCUCUCUCUCUUUGUGGACAGAAUCACCACCUGUUUUUGUGUUGCUCUUUUCUUUUUCUUUUCUAUUUUUUUUUUCUUUUGGCUCUUCUUGUCUUUGAAGUUGAUCCAUUGUACUUUGAUUACAUGCAUUGUAUGUAGUAAAAUACUGAUAAUGUUUUGGGGAAAUCACAAAUAAAACAGCUGUA